Molecule: messenger RNA, 2589 nt
Organism: Apaloderma vittatum (bar-tailed trogon)
Lineage: Eukaryota; Metazoa; Chordata; Aves; Trogoniformes; Trogonidae
Gene: ARMC3
Product: armadillo repeat containing 3
Exons: 18
Coding region: 1-2589 (862 amino acids)
Molecular function (GO): protein binding
Source: RefSeq, a predicted model, not a curated record
AUGGGUAAAAAAGUAAAGAAGGAAGUAGAGCCUCCGCCCAAGGAUGUGUUUGAUCCUUUAUUGAUUGAAAGCAAAACAGCAGCAACGGUGGUGCUAAUGCUUAAUUCUCCUGAAGAGGAAGUUUUGACCAAAGCAUGUGAUGCUCUAUAUAAAUUUGCAUCAAAAGGUGAUGAAAACAAAGUGACACUUCUUGGUCUUGGAGCAGUGGAACAUCUGUAUAAACUCAUCUCGCAUGAAAAUCCAACUGUACGCAGAAAUGCCGUCAUGGUAGUUGGCAUCAUGGCUUCUAAUUAUGAUGUCAAGAACUUACUGAGGGAGCUGGAUGUCACAAAUUCACUUAUAUCACAGCUGGUGCCAGAAGAAGAUGUAGUUAUCCAUGAAUUUGCUACUCUCUGUCUAGCACACAUGGCUGUCGAAUAUACUACUAAAGUACGAAUCUUUGAGCAAGGUGGUUUAGAACCACUUAUCAGACUGCUGGGUAGCCCUGAUCCUGAUGUUAAGAAGAAUUCAGUUGAAUGUAUCUACCUCCUGGUGCAGGAUUUUCAAAGCCGUGCUGCAGUUUGUGCACUGAAUGUAAUUCCACCCUUGCUGGAGCUACUGAAAUCUGAAUACCCCGUUAUUCAGUUGUUAGCCCUUCAAACCUUAGAAGUAAUUAGCAAAGACAGAGAAACCAGAAUAAUACUGGGAAAAAAUGAAGGAUUAGAUUGUCUUCUGAAGAUACUGGAAGCAAAUGAAUUCAGUGAUCUACAUGUGGAAGCGCUUGCCGUGUUGGGAAAUUGUCUUGAAGAUGUACAUAUUCUGCAACUGUUCCAGCAGAGAGGAGGCCUUAAAAAGCUGCUCUCGUUUGUAGGAGUCUCUGCUGUUCCUGAUAUUCAGAAGAACGCAGCAAAGGCAAUUACCAAAGCAGCUUAUGACUUUGAAACCAGAAAAAUCUUAAAUGAGGAAGAGGUUGAGAAGUCUCUCAUAAACCUUUUGGAAAUUGAAAACAAUGGAGUUAAAGUUGCUGCUUCCCAAGCAAUUUCUGCCAUGUGUGAGAAUUUAGCUAGCAAACGUGCCUUUGGACUCCAGGGAAUUCCGCAGCUAGUACAGUUGCUAAGCAGUGACAGUGAAGAGGUAAAAGAAGCUGCGGUGAGAGCAUUAGCUAAUUUGACAGCAGCCAGUCCUAGUAAUGCAAGUGCUGUUGCUGAGGCUGAAGGAAUUGAGCCAUUAGUAAAUACCUUGAAUGCUCAGAGAGAUGGAGCCAUUGCAAGUGCUGCCGCAGUGCUAACAAAUCUGGCCGUGCAAGAGGCAUUCCGUGUAAAAAUCCAGAGCUGUGGUGUUAUGACUGCCCUUGUAGAACCACUGUGCUCAACCAGCAGCCAAGUGCAAAGCAAAGCAGCGUUCGCUGUGGCUGCGUUUGGUUGUGAUGCUGAUGCAAGAACUGAGUUAAGAAAUUCAGGUGGACUGGGACCACUCGUUGAAUUGCUGCAUUCUAAGAAUGAAGAAGUCAGAAGAAAUGCCUGUUGGGCUGUUCUGGUCUGUGCAAGUGAUGAGCUGACGGCUGUUGAACUAUGCAGGCUAGGUGCUUUAGACAUCCUAGAAGAAAUCAAUCUAUCAACAGGACGUAAAAACAACUUUAGUGAAGCUGCUCUAGAAAAGCUACUUGAUAACAAUCUUUCCCAAAAGUACAGCCAGAUGGGAUAUUUAUCAUCUAGUAAUGUCAUUACUGAUGGAUUCUAUGAUUGUGGUCAGAUAAAACCUGGAGUGAAAUUUUUAUCUUUGGAGGAACUGAGUAUGCAAGAACUUACUGAUCGUCGGGCCAUAAUCCUCGUUAAUGCUAAACUACAAGAAGAAGAUUUUUUGGUAGAGGAGAAGGCACAAGAUUCAUCUUAUGAACAGACUAUUGUGUCACUUUCUAUUUCAAGGAAAGGCAGUAAAGAAAAAGUAAGUUCAGUGGUAUCUCCAGUGGAGGAAAAGCAGGAGUUAUCUGGACAACCGUGUUCCCUCAGCAAAAGCAGCACUAGAGAAAAAGGCUUAAGAAAAGGGAAGGGGAAAAAAGAAGAGGAAAAAGCAGAAGAAGUUAUUCAGAUUACAUCUAUGGUCCAGGAUGAAAAAAAUCUAGAAAAUUCACAUUGGCCACCUCCACCUGACCUCAUUUUACUGGAUUACAUUAAUGAUGCUUCCAGAACAAUUCUGCCACUAACUACUACCCGGGAACAGGUUGUGGCUCUUGCACAGUUUGUUGCAGACAAGAUGGGUGGCCCGACUGAAAGAAACAAACUACAUGACUUCAGCUGGGAACUUCACAUAAGUGAAAUAGAAUUUGAACUGAAAUGCAAUGUUGUGCCUAUUGGGAAAGUCAAAAAAGGGACGUUCUACCACAGAGCUUUACUUUUCAAGGUGCUAGCAGACAGAAUUGGUAUUGGCUGCAGUUUAGUUCGUGGCGACUAUAACAGAGCUUGGAAUGAAGUUAAAUUGGUUGAUGACUCUUCUCAAGGAAUAAGCGGGCUUCUGCUUCCUCCUCAAGAAUACGUUGUAGAUCUAAUGUUUGAGCCAGGCUUUUUGAUGAAACAGGGAAGUGCAGAGGCAGAUCAGUACAAACGUAUUUAA